Messenger RNA from Bradysia coprophila, 1825 nucleotides. Its product is annotated as nudC domain-containing protein 1. The record is from RefSeq and is a predicted model, not a curated record. NCBI's taxonomy places the organism in Eukaryota, Metazoa, Arthropoda, Insecta, Diptera, Sciaridae.
GUGUGUAACUAAAGAAGAACAAUCCGACCUUUUUUGGUGUAUUUGUUUACGUUUUCCAUACAAUUUCGAUCGUGUAAAUAAGAUUAAUUUUAAUAUCGUACAGCAAUGGCAAAUGAUGUAAAGCUUUUGGAGUUAAAACCGAAUCAAAAAUUACUUGACGCCACAUUUGACGGCUAUAAACUAUCGCUGGAGCCGAUCUCCAAACUAAAAUUUCCACUAACCAUUCCGCCGCAUAAAAUCGUUCCGAGUGAGGAACAGUACUCAUCACUUCACGCACAGCUAUUCGGUUUACAAAACCAUUUAGUUCGAGAUCCGUGGUCCAUAGACACAACAUACUUUGCGGAUGCAAAUCGAAACAUCCAGUGCAUCAAAUACAACGAGCCAAUUGGAAAGUUGGAUCCGUUGUCAGUCGUAUACAAAUUACGACAGGGCGAGCGUUCAACCAAUGACUAUAACAUCAGUUUCGUUUUCGUGUCGGAACAAUAUUGCCUCCUCACCGAUGGUCUGGGCGUCAUCCAUGUGAUAGAUACCGGCGAUCGGUUCAAAAAAACCGAAUGGAAAAGUGCUCAUUCCGAAAUUGGUUUGGAUGGUUCGCAUCGAUUUUACAUUGAAGAUGCACGAUUCGAAAUUGCCAACGAAACGAAAUUCAUUUACUGUGUUCUGCUGCACGUGGAGUAUGUUGAAAAUUCCUUUGAGACAUUUUUAAACCUGGUUCAACUGAAGCAGGAGCUGAACGGUGCAUGGGCAAAAACUACCCUGAAAGAGAUCCGAUUGAAGAAUCUUCCCACAUAUUGUUCGCUGGAACCGAGAUCGUCUGCAAUUGUGUUAUGUACCGACCGAGCAGUGAAUUUGGGAGGUGACAACGAUGAAACGAAAACGUCGCAACAAAACAGUGAACCAGCACCGGAGGAAAAAUCCAUUCCAUUUACAUGGACCCAAUUGGACGACGAUAUUUUCAUAAAAUUUAACUUGACGACGGUUCAACAAAAAUGUGAUUUCAAAGUUACGUCGAAGGACCAAUGGAUCAAUGUAACCUACCAGAACGAAUCACUGUUGGAAGGAAAAUUGUUCGGCGAAAUAGAUUCCGACUUGACGACUUGGUCGAUGGAAAGUGAACGUGCAGGUGCGGGUGCACCAUACAUUCAAGUAACAUUGGUGAAAAAGGACACAUCCAAUUCUGUAUGGUCGAGUCUGUUAGCGGACCAGGUUAUUUCCGAUAAAAACGAUGAUGAGCCGGCAGAGGCACAUAAAUACGGUUUGACGUCUGUUUUGCAAUCAGAAAUGGAGGACUGUGACAUGGACAUCAAUGAGUUGGACAAUGAUUACAAUUUACUUCGAAUCAAUACAACUACGUUUACAGUGACCCAUAAACUAAACCUAGGCUCCAAUCGUCCAUUGUUCGCUUUGAAUCAGAGACCCGGAGCACUUCCAGCAAUUGUCAUUCGAAGCGAUGUCGAUGCACUGAUUUGGGCUCCAAAGUUUUCCCCCGCAAAUCCAUCUGAUUGGUCAUUAAGCCACGAGGCAACAUUAAACGCCUUCGGAUACGUGCAAGCAUCAAAGCAACAGAAAAAGUACAUUCAAUGUUCGCCGAAUGCCGAUUAUGCCAUCAUCUGUGAACCACAUCGUCACGUAUUCAUCUAUAAGAUGAACAAUAGCUCUGCACUUGGACUGAAGAAACGCGGCGGCGGAAAGGUGACUAUCGGCCAACAGAAAUUGUUUUCGAUGGAGGAACAAGAUGAAAUUCUUGGUAUGGUGGUGGAAAAUGAAAUUACGAUUUUGUUGACCGAGAAAUAUAUUUUCGUUCUGCAAAUAAACGCUUGAGAAG